This is a messenger RNA of Zingiber officinale, 2543 nucleotides long. Its product is annotated as L-type lectin-domain containing receptor kinase SIT2-like. Gene Ontology annotation, biological process: protein phosphorylation. The record is from RefSeq and is a predicted model, not a curated record. The coding region runs from base 401 to 2395 and encodes 664 amino acids. The transcript has a single exon. Gene Ontology annotation, cellular component: plasma membrane. Lineage: Eukaryota; Viridiplantae; Streptophyta; Magnoliopsida; Zingiberales; Zingiberaceae. Gene Ontology annotation, molecular function: carbohydrate binding; protein kinase activity; ATP binding.
CGCCAUGUCUUUCAUACUUAUCUGGUGGAUGAACUAGGAGAGAGAGCCGUUCACCUUCUAAAAUAAUUGGCCGGGUAAGGAAUUGGAUAUUUUGAUUAAAAAAAAUGUAAUUAUAUUUCCAUGGAGUCUUUUUCCAUCCUAGAGGAAUCUUAACCUUUAAGACUUGUCAAAGAUUUUGAAUUCAAAGUCGACCACUUUGCUCCUUCCAAGCAAAACCUGAAAACAUUGAAUAGUAGACUUCCAAUAGACUAGCAUUGUGCAAUGCUCCUCAAAACUCGCUCUUCCUGCUUCUCCUCCUCUUCUUCCUCCUGCAAAUCAUUGCUGCUUCCUUUGAUGGUUUCCUCUUCAAUGGCUUCCGAGGUGUAAACCUUACUCUCGAAGACUAGUAUUGUGCCAAGCAAUGCUCCUCAAGACUUGUCUCUUCCUUCUCCUCUUCCUCCUCCAACAAACCAUUGCUACUUCCUUUGAUGGUUUCCUCUUCAAUGGCUUCCGAGGUGUAAACUUUACACUCGAAGGCUUCACAACGAUAACUACGACUGGUCUCCUGAUGCUCAACAACAUGACCAAGGAGAUCACCGGCCACGCCUUCCACCCAUCCAAGUUCAACUUCAGGAAUCCCUCUGAUGGCUCCGUCUUCUCCUUCUCCACCACCUUUGCCUUUGGCAUCAUCUCCGUCGACCCCAAUCUCAGCGGCCACGGUAUCGCCUUCGUCAUCUCCCCCACCGAGGACUUCUCCAGAGCCAUCGGAAGCCAAUACCUGGGCCUCUCCAACCUCAGCAGCAAUGGCAACUCCUCCAACCAUCUCUUCGCCGUCGAGCUCGACACCAUCCUCAACCCGGAGUUCCGGGACAUCAACGAAAACCAUGUCGGAGUCGACAUCAACGGCCUGAGGUCCAGCAACUCCAGCCCUGCCGGGUACUAUCCCGACAACGGCCAACCUUUCCACAACUUAACCCUCUGGAGCGGUCAAGUAAUGCAAGUUUGGGUUGACUACGACGGCAGGGAGAGGCGAGUUGAUGUCACCUUGGCUCCGGCGUCGAUAGCCAAGCCAAAGAAGCCUCUGUUAUCUACCAAAAUUGAUCUCGCCGGAGUUCUGAUGGAUUCCAUGUUCGUCGGCUUCGCCUCUUCCUCCGGGUCUUACUUGACGUCUCAUUACAUUCUGGGCUGGAGCUUCAGCGUCAACGGCACGGCUCAAGCUCUAGACUUCUCCUUGCUGCCGUCGCUCCCUCGCACGAAAUCGAAGAACCGAUCGAAGCUCUUGUAUAUCUUGCUGCCUUUAGCUUCUGCUAUCUUUGUUCUUGUGGCAAUUACCGUUGCUCUGUUGUUCGUGAGGAGGAAGAUGAAGUACGCAGAGGAACUAGAGCAGUGGGAGAUGGAUUACAGCUCCCAUCGGUUCUCCUACAAGGAUUUGCACAGAGCGACGAGAGGUUUCCGGGACAAGGAGUUGCUUGGGAUCGGCGGCUUCGGGAGGGUCUACAAGGGCGUGCUUCCGAGCUCUAGAACGGAGAUCGCCGUGAAAAGAGUGUCCCAUGAGUCGAGACAGGGGAUGAGGGAGUUCGUCGCAGAGGUGGUGAGUCUCGGCCGGCUCCGCCACCGGAAUUUGGUGCCGUUGCUAGGGUACUGCCGCCGGAAACGUGAGCUCCUCCUCGUCUACGACUACAUGCGCAACGGUAGCCUCGACAAGUUCCUCCAUGAUUCUGGCAAGCCGGUGCUGAGCUGGGCGGCGCGGUUAAAGAUCAUCAAAGGCGUGGCGGCGGGGCUUCUCUACCUCCACCAAGAUUGGGAGCAGGUCGUCAUCCACAGAGACAUCAAAGCCAGCAACGUGCUGCUCGACGAGGAAUUCAAUGCGAGGUUGGGAGAUUUCGGCCUUGCAAGAUUGUACGAUCAUGGCGAUGAUCUGACAUCCACCAACGUGGUCGGGACCAUGGGGUACCUUGCGCCGGAGCUCGCUCGGACCGGGAAGUCCUCGACCGCGACCGACGUGUUUGCGUUCGGGACGUUCUUGCUGGAGGUCGUUUGUGGCCGGCGGCCGCUGAGCUCCUCGAUGGGGGAGCAGGUGGUGCUGGUGGAUUGGGUUGUGGAGAACUGGAGAACGGGGUCGAUUACGGCGACGAGGGACGCGAGGAUGGGGGAGGAGGAUUACGAGACCGAGGAGGUGGAGCUGUUGCUGAAGGUCGGACUGCUGUGCUCGCACCCGUUGCCGGCGGCGAGGCCGAGCAUGAGGCAGACGAUGCGGUAUCUGGAAGGGGAGGAGCCACUGCCGGAGCUGUCGCCGACGUACAUGAGCUUCAGUGUUCUUGAGCUGCUUCAUAACGACGGAUUUGACGAUUACCUGAUGUCGCCGACGGCGACGGCGACAGCGACUGCGUCCAGUGUGUAUGUUUCAGGUGAAUAAGAGGAGAGAAUUUCCGAUGACUGGAAUUUGAAGAUUAGGAUAUCAAGUUAAAUAUUUGGAUUGAUUGUUGCCACAGUCAGUGAUUUACUAUGUCCACUUUGGUUCAGCAUGUACAAAUUGGCAAAUGAACUACUGAUCUCUUUAUAAA